Filobasidium floriforme is the source of this 1665-nucleotide messenger RNA. RefSeq names its product major facilitator superfamily domain-containing protein. The record is from RefSeq and is a predicted model, not a curated record. The coding region runs from base 56 to 1534 and encodes 492 amino acids. The transcript is spliced from 9 exons. Gene Ontology annotation, biological process: transmembrane transport. Gene Ontology annotation, molecular function: transmembrane transporter activity. Gene Ontology annotation, cellular component: fungal-type vacuole membrane. Lineage: Eukaryota; Fungi; Basidiomycota; Tremellomycetes; Filobasidiales; Filobasidiaceae.
CCUCAAACAUGUCAUACAACGCAUGGGAAGAGCGAUAUAGGUUUUGCCUCUCAUCAUGAUCGAAAGCGCCCCGAGCGAACCCGCCGAGCGCGAAGUCACGCCGCUUCCACCGACAGAUAGGGGUAGACAAGCCUGGUCCUUCGUCACCGCCGGAUUCGCCAUAGAGACGCUGCUGUGGGGAGGUCUCUUCUCAACCGGGGUCUUUCUCAAGUAUUAUGCGGCCAACGAGCCAUUCUCACGCUCGUCCGAGACCAAGAUCUCGCUCAUUGGUACCACCUCUCUGUUCAUCGGCUACGGCGCCGGCAUCCCCCUGAUCUACCUCUACAACCGCCAUCCACGCAUCAUCAAAUCGACCGUCUGGACCGGCCUCGCCGUCUAUGUCGCUUGUAUGCUCGGGGCCAGCUGGGCUCAAAGCGUGGACGCGCUGAUCGUCUUGCAAGGUGUCGGACCGGGACUGGCCGGGGCGCUUUGUGCGUUUCCCGUCAUCCGAUGGCUACCCGAGUGGUUCGAUAAACGCAAAGGAUUAGCGGCAGGCGUGAUAUUCUCCGGCGGAGGUGUCGGAGGAGCGUAUAUGCCUAUUCUCAACCAAUACCUUCUGGAUCGGAUCGGCCUCGCUUGGACGUUGAGGACGAGCGCGUUGACGACGGCGGUCCUAGGCGGCACGGCGAUCUGUUUCCUCAACCCGAGGGUUCCCAUCCCCGCGACGAGGAACGUGACGCCCGCACCGAUGCCCAACCUGAGAGGGACGUUCUGGCAUCCGGGGUUUUUCGGGUGUCUCUUGGCGACGCUCUUACAGGGUUUCGGGUUCUUCAACGUCGGGUUGUUCAUCCCUCGAUUCUCGGAUUCGCUAAGUAGUACGGCAGGAGCGGGACUCCUAUCGGCAUUCAAUGUCAGCUGUAUCAUCGCCCAGAUCUUGUGGGGAUUCUUGACCGAUAGGAUGCGUCCGGCGAUGGCGAUGGCGCUCAGUUCAGCCCUCGGCAGCUGCCUCGUCCUCACGCUUUGGGGGUUCGGAGGAUCACACGGGAUCGCUCUGCUCGUUCCCUUUGCCGUGCUCUUCGGGAUCGCAAGCGGAGGGUUCUCUUCGAUGUGGUCGCAGAGCGCAUGUUCGAUCGUCGGACACGACAAGGAACAGCAGACGAUGCUCGUUUCGGGAUUCUCAUUCGCCCGAGGUCUAGGAGCCGUCAUCGGGCCUACGAUCGGGUCCGCCUUGUACCGCGAAUCAAAUUCGACUCCCGAGCACCACCUACGCUGGGGAUCUGCUGGCUCCCCCGGACUCGUCUCGCUGGUAGCAGCUAGUAUGGCGAGUAGCGCGGCGGUUGGACUGCUCUUCGCUUCGUGCGAGUCAUCUUCCAUCACCAAGCUCGCCAAUAUCUUGCGCAGCUUCCUCUCCCCUACAAAUGCAAAUCAACCGAGGCGGCAGGAAGAGAGGUCUCUGGCCCUAUCGGAUCCUGCGUCCGCGAUCGAGUUGACCAGAAUCCCAAGUCGGGCGAUCCCUAACCUGGAAAGCGAAAUCGAUCAUAAAGUCAAAGGGUAGAAGCGCGCGGAGUGUAAUUAGGACAUCGUAUUGAGAAAUCGCAUCAUCGAAAGAAAAAUAGGUUGUUACUACCGUUGUAACUCUGCACACCGUACCGUAUAAUCUGAUCAAUUUCCAUGAUUUAUGUCGAU